Ectocarpus sp. CCAP 1310/34 is the source of this 2571-nucleotide messenger RNA. The record is from the annotation of a GenBank genome assembly. NCBI's taxonomy places the organism in Eukaryota, Phaeophyceae, Ectocarpales, Ectocarpaceae.
AUGGACGACAUCCUCCAGCGGUGGGCGAGGCUCUUCAGCACCCUACUCAACACCAAAUCCCCUACCCUGAACCCAGACAUCAUCGAACGAGUGACGCAGCGGCCAGCGACACGUGACACUAAACGAUUGGGAGAGGCGCCAGAACUCGAGGAGGUUGAACGAGCAACGAAAGGCUUCAAGAACUGGAAGGCGCCCGGCGUUGAAAUGCUCCCUGCCGAGUUGCUCAAGAUCGAUGACGACGAACCCUUCGUCUUGGGGCACAUCCAUCCCAUCCUCGUAAAGGUGUGGAACGGAGGAGAUAUUCCGCAAAAGCGGAAGGAUGCAACCAUCAAGUUGCUGUACAAGAAGGGUGACCGGUCCAACUGGAACAAGUACAAGGGGAUUUCGCUACUAUCUCACGUAGGCAAGGUCCCCAUCAAGAUCACCACCAACCGUCUAAGCACCUUCUGCGAAGCCAACAACAUCCUCUCGGAGAAACAGUGCGGAUUUCGACCCGGGCGAUCCACCGUCGACAUGCUGUUCGUCGUGCGCCGCCUCCAGGCGCUGGGGCUGAGGAAGAAAAUACCGCUCUACAUGUUCUUCGUCGACUUGAAGAAGGCGUAUGAUUCGGUGGACCGAGAGAUGCUAUGGAAGGUGCUGGUCAGGGCCGGGAUUCCCGUGAAGCUGAUCAAAGUCAUCCGCCGAUUCCACGAUGGAAUGCGGGCCCGGGUACGCACGGACGACGGAGAACUAUCGGACUGGUUCUUCGUGACACAGGGCGUGCGACAUGUGUACUUUCCCCACUGCUGUUCAACAUGUUCUUCGCCGAAGUUCUUCGAGGUCGUUGUCAUCCGAUUCUUUGAGGAUGAUGUUGGGAAGUCGGAAGCGAGGGGGGGAAGGAGACACCCCUUGACCGAGUACGGAGGGCAGUAUGGGGGAUGCUGUAUGCCGAUGGUGCCGGCGUCGUAUAGAGGUCCGCAGAAGGACUGGCGAGAAUGAUGGCCAUCAUCGUUGAGGUGUUCGGGGAGUUCGGGCUGACCAUAUCGGAGAAGAAGACGGAGACGCUCCUGAUGCGCGCGAACGACAAGCCGACUACAACACCGCAGUCCCCCCCGCCUUGACCACUGACCACCGAAGCCGCGUGACAGAAAUACGCCCAGACGACCGAGUUCCGGUACCUCGGUGGCUUCGUCAACGAACAUGGCGACCUCACCCGGGAGAUCAACUUUUUCAGGAGAAGAGGAGCGUGGGCGUGCCUCAGGCGAUAUGGCCGGGAGCUCUUCAACAGACCGAAAGUGCCAUUCCGACUCAAGAUCCGCCUUAUCCAGGCGGAGGCGAUGGAGGCACUGCUGUACGGCUGCAUGACAUGGUUACCACUCAGCGGCCACCACCAGACGCUGCGGUGGGUANCGAGAAUGAUGGCCAUCAUCGUUGAGGUGUUCGGGGAGUUCGGGCUGACCAUAUCGGAGAAGAAGACGGAGACGCUCCUGAUGCGCGCGAACGACAAGCCGACUACAACACCGCAGUCCCCCCCGCCUUGACCACUGACCACCGAAGCCGCGUGACAGAAAUACGCCCAGACGACCGAGUUCCGGUACCUCGGUGGCUUCGUCAACGAACAUGGCGACCUCACCCGGGAGAUCAACUUUUUCAGGAGAAGAGGAGCGUGGGCGUGCCUCAGGCGAUAUGGCCGGGAGCUCUUCAACAGACCGAAAGUGCCAUUCCGACUCAAGAUCCGCCUUAUCCAGGCGGAGGCGAUGGAGGCACUGCUGUACGGCUGCAUGACAUGGUUACCACUCAGCGGCCACCACCAGACGCUGCGGUGGGCAGCUGAGAGUUCAUGGCCUUCUGGCACAAGAAGGAAGAAGAGGCCAGCCGACGAUGAGCGCUCAAACGAGACCACAAGCCAACUACCAAUGGGGCGGGAGGAGGGCGAGAGACGGACGAGACGGCGAGGGAUCAAAGCAAACGAGAAGAGACGGACCGAGUGGCCCGAUACGUGCCAGAUUGAAUUUUUUCAGUCAAUUCCCCCAACGCUGUACCGUUGCACCAACCCCCCACUACUAGUGAUGACGUAUUAUUACUUUGUAUCGCUGGUUGGUGACCAUGUUUGCGUGUUUGCUUGUUCGUUAGUGGUCUCUCCGCCGUGUUUUCUUUCCCUUAUUUCCUGUUAUUUUCGGCCUGGUCCCUUUUUGUCCUCGCUCUUUUUUCUUUCAUUUUCUCUUUCCUUCCUGCUUCCUUUCUGUUUUUUUUCUCCUCUUCUCUUUUUUCCCUGAACUCUCCUUUUCUUCUUUUGUGUGCCAGAUGGUCUUGUCUCUCACAGAAUGUGGCGUCUUGCAGCAGUGGAGGUGGCGGUGCUGCUGUAGCUCGUAGACUUUGUAGUCUACCACAGAGGUUACACUGCUGUCACCGCUCUAUCACAGAGGUUGGUCUACACUGCUGUGAGAUCGGUAGGCCCGAGCGAGCUUUGGAAAGAGAAAUGCAGAUAGAUGUUCUUAUCAACUGACUCCCUGGUCAGGCUUUGAUGGGUGCUAGAUGAGAGUGAGCACAAGGGGCGAAGGCGCGCUUGUGUCUCAUCUCAACAACAACAAA